Molecule: messenger RNA, 501 nt
Organism: Clonostachys rhizophaga
Lineage: Eukaryota; Fungi; Ascomycota; Sordariomycetes; Hypocreales; Bionectriaceae
Source: the annotation of a GenBank genome assembly
AUGACAGCGGUAGACCUCAGGCUCGGAGUGAUACCUCAGGCACUGAUCUCUGGUGCUGCCCGGACAGCAGGCACGGCCUGGAGUAUGAUUACAGUAACUGCUUCUGCACUGCAAAACGCCAUUGCCUUGAAGAAGGGCAACUUAGUGCAAAGCCGUAGCGACCAGUUAGCUGUGAAGACAGUCCUCCAGUCAGUGGAGAAUAACAUGGUUCAGAAAAAGACAUUCUCCUCCACUGACUGGAGGACGCAUGGGCGGGCAGAAGAAUCAAAUGGUGGUGGUGGUGGUGAAGAAGGGGAGGACGGCGAGAACGAGGUGGUGGGUGGUGGUGGUGGCGAUGGUGAUGAAGAAGGGGAGCAUGAUGAGAACAAGGUGGUGGUGGUGGUGGUAAUAUUGAAGAAGGGGAGAAGGAUUAGAAUGAGUGAUGGUGUUGAGAGAAAGCAGAGGCGGAAGAGUAGGAGGAAGAGGAGAAGGAGUAUCAAGGCGACGACAACGAGACGGUAG